AUGCUCUAUAAGCCAAGUAUAAUACCUAAUUCGCGAAGAGCUCUUAUAGUAGAGCUCGUACCGAAUCUCGCUCGGCCUAAGGAGCAGCGCCUUGGCGCUGGUGCAGAUCGAUCUAAUCGAUUUAAUAAAUUCUCUUUUCCCGGAAACGCUUUUAGGUCAGCGAUCAAGACCCUUGGAUCGUCCCGCAAGGACUCGAAUACGCUGAAGCUCUUCCGCCACUACUUAGUUAACGAGAUAGAAUACGGCGCUAGACCUGAAUACGGCUUCUAUUCGGAUGACUCGGACGAUGGGCCUUACUCCGAUGCUCUUGAAGAUUACCAGGAGCUCCUUCUUGCUGACUCCGACGCUCUUAAUAGGGGAAACCUUCGAGACAUGCGAUACUUCGACCUUACGAAGCUUCUUGGUGGUAAAACCAUGACUAUAUUCGUCACCCUUAUUAAGAAUGGCUUUUCGUACAAGGUAUCUGCUUUGCUCGACUCAAGAGCUAAUGGGUACGCGCUGAUUGACUUAGCGCUACUCAAAUCACUUUCUUUCUUUCUUAAGCUUUUGAUUCAACCCUUUUCGGCCUUAUUCCUUAUCAAAUCAUAUAAUGGAGCUCGUAGAGCUAUUAUCUUAUAUUUUGCACUUCUCAACCUUACGGUUGAUAAGCGCGUUUAA
Messenger RNA from Drepanopeziza brunnea f. sp. 'multigermtubi' MB_m1, 657 nucleotides. NCBI's taxonomy places the organism in Eukaryota, Fungi, Ascomycota, Leotiomycetes, Helotiales, Drepanopezizaceae. The record is from RefSeq and is a predicted model, not a curated record.